This is a messenger RNA of Drosophila ananassae, 974 nucleotides long. RefSeq names its product kinetochore protein Spc25 (gene Spc25). The transcript has 3 exons. Lineage: Eukaryota; Metazoa; Arthropoda; Insecta; Diptera; Drosophilidae. Bases 121 to 768 code for a protein of 215 amino acids. The record is from RefSeq and is a predicted model, not a curated record.
CCAGGAUCUGGCAACGCGUUAAACUCUGGAAGUAUCAUCCCUAACUGGAAGCCAAACAAAACAAACGCCGCUGAAUUUUAAAACAUUUUUUACGAAAACAUCAACAGGAACCCUAAAAACAUGGCCGUUGGACUGGAUAGAGCAGAUAAAUCAAACUAUGCCCUACGUUUGAAGGAAAUGUUCAACAAAGAGAUACGCUUGCAGUGCCGUGAGACCAACAUCAGCAAAAUGAGUUCCAAAUUUCAUGACAAUCUGCUCACAGCAAUGGAAAAAGCGGACUGGCAGCAACGAGAGCUCGAGAGGAUCGAAAGACAGCUGGUUUUGAACCGCCAGGAGUUGGAGAAGCGACUGCUACUGGAGAAGGAGCUGACUCGGGAACUGGAGGCCACCAAACUACAAGAAGCAACAGUGCGGGAGCACAACAACGAGCUAAUGGAAUGCAUACACGCGCUGAAACGGGCCACUGGGACAAGUAUAAAUCACGAUGCGUUGCCGGCACGUGUGAAAGGUGUCACUGUACUGAGGAACACCGACGGCGACCAAUGGAUACCCUUUGACUUGGCAGUAACGGAUACAGAGGGAUUGAACUCUCUGUGCCAAAAACUUCAAAGCAACAACAUAGACGUAAACAAAUGGCGUCAACUUGUCUCGCUUGCCACGGAAAUGUCGAUGAAAUGGAAUUAUUCUACACCGAAUCGCAGGGACAACGCCAAGGUGGACAUCAUUGAGAUUGAUCUCACCUCGCCCACAAAUCAGAUCAUACUUUGAACAGUGGAAUACAACCCUCUUUGAACUCGCCACGCAACAUUUCAAAUUGAAAACCUAAUUACUUGAGCUUCAAAUAAUUAAAAGUUUCUAGAGUCAAUUAUAAAUAGAUUUUAAAUUAACAUAUAAAACAUUAAAUAAGUAAAAUAUGUAUAUUUUUUUAAAUAAUAUUGUGCUACCAAAAUAUAAAAAAAUGUUAUUGAACAAUA